AUGACCAAUCCAAUCCCCAUCCGGAGCCCCCUCAAUGCUGCCCAGUCCAACCCGGACUACUCAUAUACAUCUCCGCUCGACGCGUUGGGCUCGGAUUAUCCAUGUAAAGGUUACGCAAAUGAUACGUUCACGUCUGUCUCCAAUUAUACGGCGGGCAAGGAGUAUACGCUGUCGUUAGGAGGCACCGCCACUCACGAGGGUGGUUCAUGUCAGAUCGCGCUGUCUUACGAUCAGGGGCAAAACUUCCAUGUCAUCAAAUCUAUACUGGGCGACUGUCCCCUUUCAAAGAACUACGCAUUUCGAAUUCCAGGCAAUGCCCCGAACGGACAGGCACUUUUGGCAUGGACCUGGUUUAAUAAAGUGGGAAACCGCGAGAUGUACAUGGAUUGCGCGCAGGUCACUGUACAACCUGACCGAGAACCCGGCCAUUUUCAACCCGUCUCACAAACUGCUUUUGGAGACCUUCCACCGAUUUUCCUGGCCAACAUCGGCAGGGAAGGCCAAUGCCGGACGAAGGAGGGGGAAGCGGUCAACUUUCCCAGACCGGGACAUGAUGUUGAGGGAUAUUUGGAUUCUGCAGGCUAUGACUGCACCGAGGCUGCACCAUUUCGCGACGAUCAGGGGGGGGUCCCAAAUUCAUUCCACGAGCUCGUCCGCCGAAAUGGUGGCUACUGCGAUUACCCGCACCAAUAGACUACCUUGCGCAAUGCCAACGCCAGGGCACACUCACGAAAUGCAAUCAAUGGUAGCAACGGCAGCAUUUUCGCCAUCAAACGGAG
Messenger RNA from Aspergillus wentii DTO 134E9, 779 nucleotides. RefSeq lists its product as uncharacterized. NCBI's taxonomy places the organism in Eukaryota, Fungi, Ascomycota, Eurotiomycetes, Eurotiales, Aspergillaceae. The coding region runs from base 1 to 693 and encodes 230 amino acids. The record is from RefSeq and is a predicted model, not a curated record. The transcript has a single exon.